Molecule: messenger RNA, 537 nt
Organism: Caenorhabditis briggsae
Lineage: Eukaryota; Metazoa; Nematoda; Chromadorea; Rhabditida; Rhabditidae
Exons: 4
Coding region: 1-537 (178 amino acids)
Source: RefSeq, a predicted model, not a curated record
AUGAGGUUACAACUGUUAAUCUUCGUGUUGUUUGCCAAUCUAGUCAUUUCGCGAAAACACUACAAAGGAAGAAAGUACGAUUUGACACUGUUCGUUCGGAAUCAUAAUGUCUCCGAUGCGACGUUCUUCCGACUGGUUGGUGUCGACAACACGGCGGAUUUCAAUGUUUCAGCUGGAAACACUUUUGAGCACACUUUUGAGGUGAGACGGAAAGGAUUCUGGACCCUGUUUGUCGAGUUUCCAGGAGAUCGUUAUGCGAAGUCACCAAGAAAGAUAAUCUCCCGUGACUCGUACCCCCCGAAAUCGGUCAGCGCUAACACGGAAUUCGUGCAUUUGCGCGUCACCAUUCAAGCGAGUGUUUGCGUACGCAGAAUUUCAUUUUACGACGAAUUUUUUGAAUUUGCGCGUCACAAAAUACUGCGUACGCAAACACUCUCUGGCUCAUUGACGCGCAAAUGCACCGAUCGAAAUGGAAGCCUUAUUUUCAAUCAUCGUAUUCAGAAUCCUUCUAAUUUGUAUUUGUAUUUGUACAAAUAG